Molecule: messenger RNA, 351 nt
Organism: Lactuca virosa
Lineage: Eukaryota; Viridiplantae; Streptophyta; Magnoliopsida; Asterales; Asteraceae
Source: the annotation of a GenBank genome assembly
AUGAUUGACGUUGACCGCGCUUCUCGUAACACAGUUUCAAGUCUCCAAAUGAAAUCACAACAAAAUCAGGUGAAUAAACUUAUUGAUUUUAAGUCGUUUAGUGAUGAUAGAGAGGAAGAAAUGGUUGUUGAAGGCGAUGAGACUAUCGAUCUAACUCCAGACAGUUCCGAUUCGAGGAAAUUACUUAGAGUUGAUAGCGGCGGCGCUAGCGGUGGAGCUGGAGAGGAAGCUGACUCCGCUUUGCGAGCCGAUGAUUCUUCCACAAAGUCAUUGAAAAGGAUUCGUUUGGUUUGGAAUCCUCAGCUGCACAGUGAUAACAAUGCCACUACCAGUACUAGGUUUAGGACCUAA